This is a messenger RNA of Lindgomyces ingoldianus, 810 nucleotides long. RefSeq lists its product as uncharacterized. The transcript has a single exon. NCBI's taxonomy places the organism in Eukaryota, Fungi, Ascomycota, Dothideomycetes, Pleosporales, Lindgomycetaceae. The coding region runs from base 1 to 810 and encodes 269 amino acids. The record is from RefSeq and is a predicted model, not a curated record.
AUGAUCUAUUCAGUUUUAUUGGUUUGCGUGGGUCUUGCCUCCCAAGCCUCAGCGAUAUGCAGUCGAACAAUGCUCCAGGAGGCCACAGAGGCAUACAUUCGAGCACAAGCCGCCGGGCAGACGAAUAUGCUCCCUUUGGCCGAAAACGUCAGCUAUGCGGAGAAUGAUACACCCAUGGAUAUCAAGAAGGGUGUUCUUACCCAGCCUAUCACAAUCGACUUCAACCGCAGUCUGUACGACACUACUCUGUGUGCUACUUUCACGGAACUCUCAGCGGCCACGAACAAAAACCCAUAUGUCAUCAACACGCGGAUGCUCUUCACCGACGAUAGGAUCACGACCAUCCAAUCUGUGGUGGCAGACAGCGGCGACUGGGCGUUCGAUGCGAAGGGCCAACUUUCCUGGACAAAGAAAGAGAAAUGGGAUCCCAUCCCAGAGAGCAAGCGGGACAGCCGCACCGUUAUCAAGGCCGCCGGCGACGCUUACCUCGACAGCUGGGGCGACAGCAACGUCAAGGUCCCAUAUGGCACACCAUGUGCCCGGCUCGAAGGCGGCAUGUACACGGGCGACAAAAGUCCGACAACCAACACCUGUAAAAUGCCUCAGUUCCCGCAACCGUUUAAGAUCACCAACCGCCGCUACGUCAUUGACGAGGAGAUGGGUGGCGUGGAUAUCUUUAAUGACUUUCCGUUCAUUGAUAAAACCAAACCAAAUGGCACUGCUAGCACCAACUUCAUAAGGGUCGAGGGAGGGUUGAUUCGUUAUAUUCAUGAAACUACUGUGUGUGCAACCAAAAAUUGCGGAAGAUAG